Molecule: messenger RNA, 657 nt
Organism: Nilaparvata lugens (brown planthopper)
Lineage: Eukaryota; Metazoa; Arthropoda; Insecta; Hemiptera; Delphacidae
Exons: 4
Coding region: 38-538 (166 amino acids)
Source: RefSeq, a predicted model, not a curated record
UAAGAAUGGAAAACUUCUGGCCAGAAUCCACCAGAAAAUGGAGGAGAAGGAUGACAAAUCGGUAGCGAAACCUUUCACUCAUGUCCGGACUGAGGUUGACAUUCCCGACAAGAAUAUCCACAAAGUGUACGAGGAGGGACCCCGCAUAAACAACAAUAAUAAGAGGAAGUCGCCAUUUUCCCGAGCUGAAUAUGAUGAGAACAAUGUAGAGCCUAGGAGAUCAGGCUCCGGAGUGCAGUUUUCUCCCAUGGAUAUGGCUGAGUAUAUUUUCUGGGUUGGAGAUGAGAAAGGAGUCACCAUGGCUAUUGAGGACUUCCUACAGGAAGGAUACAUGACAAGAGAAGAAGCAAUUAAUUAUUUGGAAGAAAUCAAAUUCAUACUGAAUUACCUGCAGUCUCAUUAUGCUGAUCAAGUCCAGAAGGAAGGUGGCAGAACUAAUGAAAAUUUGUACAAUCCAAGACUUCAAAUGCAUGAAAAUUACAAUAAAUGGGCAGAAGUUCCGUUAAAAUUGAAUUCGAUUGUUCAAGACCACAUCUGACGCAAUUUUUCAAGCGAAUUUAUUAAUUUAUUAUGAAUAAUACAGAUGCCCCUGUAACAUUUUACACAAUUGAUGUAAUUACUUCUUGAAAUAAAUUCCUUGUAUCUCACCCAAAAAAA